Molecule: messenger RNA, 3541 nt
Organism: Drosophila simulans
Lineage: Eukaryota; Metazoa; Arthropoda; Insecta; Diptera; Drosophilidae
Exons: 5
Coding region: 31-1353 (440 amino acids)
Source: RefSeq, a predicted model, not a curated record
UUGAAUUUGGUGAACUCAAAGACGGCCAAAAUGUCCGACGGCCAAAUGGCAAAUCAACUCAACGUGCAACAGCAGGAACAACAUCCGCUGCUCUCAGCCAUCUCCGGAAAUAAUUAUGCUCAAACGCAGCGUGUGCAUUACUAUCCCAACCACUACUACCCGAGCCACUACUUGCCGGGCCAUUACCACCAAGGACUCCAAGGAUACCAGGGGCAGCAGGGAAGACCACCGCUCCUGGCGGCCGCCAGCAGCCACAACGGUGCUUAUGCGGCCACGGCGGCUGGCAGCGGACACUCCGGCUACGGCGGCAUAGAGCCAUCCGUGGAGUACGAGCUGCAGCAUGACCCACCCUCGGGUAGCUUCUCCUCCUUUCAUCCGAGCAGUGCGGGCAGUGGGCCCGCAUAUCCAUCUGCCCACCAUCCCCCGCCUGGGCCACCACCGCAUCCUCCGCCCACCAAAUCGUCAAAGAAAUCGAAGAAGAGCAGCGGUUCGGUGAUGAACGCACUAACGCUGCUCUCGUUCUUCUUCUUUGUGAACAUGCUGCAGAACUGCCUGAAGGAUCAUAUGGCGGACAUGAAUCCCACCGUGAUGGUGCUCACAGCCAGCGGCACUCGCAACCGUUUCAACAAAUUAGCCGAGAUGAAUUCACGCGAACAGACCUCCACAACGGCCACCGAAUCGGCAACGGCGUCGGCAGCGGCAUCAUCUUGGAAUCAUCAGGCUGCUUUAGUUCCGGCCGUCGAGCCGAGUGUGCCGCCCUCCAUUGUUACGCCCACGGUGGUGCUGCAAUCGCCCUACAGCGGUCACACUGAGAUGGCCAAUAAGCCACCCCACCGACAGCCAACGGAGUACCAGUCGAACCCUCAGCAAAAUCACCACGAUUAUCGGCCCCACAUCGCGAAUGAUGAUGCUUAUAAUUACGGGCAGCGCAGACCUCCGCCUCAGACCUUCUCCACCUCCGAUGCCGGCGAUUUCUAUCCUAAUCGCACACACAUCGACCACUCGUCCCGGCCCGACUUUGAAUCGGAGUCGGGCUCCGAUUACUAUCAGCACCACUACAACCCGUAUGCUGGCACAAACUCCCGUCGGCAUCCUUGGUCUUAUGGCAGGCAGCGUUACUCAUCCGCACCGUGGUCUUCAGCUUCGUUGGGCGCUCAGUCGGGCGUGAGCUCUUACUUGGAUAAUGCCCAGCGCCGGCAAGGUGAUAAUGACGAUGGUCAUGGUUAUGGCUAUGGCUAUGGCCACAGGGAUAGGGAUAGGGAUACGGAUGCAGAUGGUUACUGGGAUGAGGACGAGAAUGGUCAGCAGCGGCGACGCAGCGAUGCUUUCUAUACUCGCACACGCAUUAAUUGAAUGCAAGAAUUCCGCGCACAUUUCUAUGUUGCAUGGCGGGGAUUUGCUGCAUUAACCCAUUGCACAAAAAUGGGGUGGCAUAAUGUGGAUGGGCAAAAAGAUGUGAAUGGAUUUUUUAGUGCAGCUAAAGCAGCGUUUAUGGCUUAUGGCAUUUUACAUUCUGUAAAUAUUAUCCACACUCUCGUUUUAGCUUAAAAACGCAAAUACCAAAUUUAACUUACUUGUAUUAUUUAUUCUCAGAUAAAUUUAUAAUGAUUUUACAUACGAUAUUAGAAUUAUUUUACUUUUAAAAGUUUUAAGACAUAAUGCACAACCGAGGGUUAAAAAUGCUUAGCUUACAUGUAUUUAUAAUUAAAAGCAAACAACGUGCAUAAGAGCUGACAAAAAAUGAAUGGAAAAAGGCGGUGGGGCGACGAGGCAGACACACACCCGGCAAGUUGGAAUCGUAAUGAAAAUAAAUGCUAAUUUGUUGCACAACAAAUUAAAAGUGCCCCCAGAUUCUGCCUGGCGCUUGGCUAAGACUUUAUUUUAUUGCCUGCCACAGCAACUAAGUUGCAAUUUCCCGGACUCACACUCCCGUUUGUCUAAUACAAAUCUGUUGCACUGCUACCUAGCUAGCAGUUUACUUAUUUAGUGGGAUUUCGUUCUUGGCUCCACAAUAAUCACGGCCAAUGAGCCGCAAAAGCAAACUCGUGUCUGUUGGCUGGUGGCAUGGGGUAGCUUUAAUUAACACAUUUAGCGCAAUUUAAAAUGCAUUUUGCCAUUUGGCGCGCGUGCACUACAAACAAUGCUAUCAAUUUCAACAACUUUGAUUAAACGUCAUUUGCAGUUUGCCGUUGCAUGUGUUGAUGCCUCCGACUGAUGCACUUUUUUCCCACCACGGUUGGCCAUGGGCAAGGGCUGAAGUUGAAGCUGCAAUUGGCAUUGUCAGCGCUUUGGCUGCGUCGCUCCUCUUUUGCUUCAUUUGCAAUUAAAUGCACGCAGCAGCAGAUGCAGUUGCAGUAGUAGUAGCAGCAGCAGCAGCAGCAGUUGCAGUUGCAUUUCGGCCUCAGCCUCAGUCGGCACUCAAAAGCGUAAUUUAAAAUUCUCUUGGCUACCAUUUUUCGAGGCCCUUUCUUCGCUUUGUGUCGGUGAUAUGGCUGGUUGGAGUGGAGGCUGCCAGUUUUCCACGCAUCGCGACUGCCUGACUGACUGGCUCACGGCACGGUCCCCGGCACACGGUGCGUAUGAGUUAUGCAGCGACUGCAUGGAGCACCCAGCAGGAGCAGCAGCAGCACCACCCGGCCAAAUGAAGUUAAUAUAAAUUUUGCUUUACAACGGUGCUGGGCGAACGUGUGCGGCUCUGGCCGUUUAUACUGCAAAGUGGCAGCUAAUGCGUGAUUUUCGGAGCCAGCACGAGCACGUAACUGGCGUAAGUGCUGCUCAAUGGAAUCCUAGUAGCCCCCAAAAAUGGUUGCCAGCUAGGAGAUCGCAACAUGAUCAUCAAGGCUUUAUGAAUGUAUCUUUAGAGCCUAGAUAGUUAAAUUCUUUGAGUUAUAAAAGCAGUAACACUUAUAUUAUAUAUUUUAAGUAAGCAUUCGUGGGCAUAAUUACUUUGAUAGUGCUCUUCCCAAUGUUUUUGCAAAAUACUUGGUGAAAUCUCUAAGAUCCCUGAUAAGCAGUCAAUCCACAUUAAUCCUACUCCUGGCAGAGCUCCAUGAUUUUAUUACUGCAGCAACUACCCAGCUGAGAUCAUAAAAGUGAAAAUUCUCAUUACCCAGCGGAGGUCCGGAGGAUGAUGAAAGCGAUUUCGGCUGGUUACUGGCUUCUGGCCGCCUGCACAUGACACAUUAUCCACAAUUAAACAUGCAAUAAAUUUACCUUAAACACGCAUAAAUUUAUAAUGUAAGGGACAGGGUUUUUUUUAAUGCCAGCGUUCGUACUCUUUUUUGUCAAUAUUUUUUUGCCGUUUGUAGUUCAUUAAAAAAUAAUUAAAAAUUGUAAUCGACGCAAUUUUGUGCCUGCCUUUGCACAAUUAUUUAUGCUCACAAAAAGCACACAAUGAAAGGGCAUUAAUUUGCACUCGUGUCAACUAUAAGUGUGCGGUAGAUAAAUUAAAAGUAAACAAGUGAAUAAAUUUUGUAAAAAUUAUUAAAGUUCCCACGAGCAGAAGAUAGCCGCUCCCAGCAAGAUAUUUAAGAUUUUCCUG